AUAAACAGACAGUAAAAUCCUCCGCCUGUGUUUGUAAAUGUUCCUCUCCAUUAAACCAAUAAAGCGGCAAGUAAUGGAAGCAGAGCUCUGUCUAUUCUCAGAGUUAUGUGUCAUUACAUCCCACAUGAAGCAGAGCAAUCAGAGGAGGUCCGGCCGCAGCUGAUGGGACCUGCUCAGGAGGAGGAGGAGGAGCGCUGUGAUGAAGAACAGACGAGGGAUUCCUCCUCUGCUUAUAAACGGCUGCUGAUGAUCAGAAGCACUCACAGCAGACGAAGACAACGAAGAGUGAUCGCAGAGCUGCAGGACAAACAGCUGGACUGAGACCUUCAGGUCAAAUAUUGGCAGGAAACAUGGCGGGAUCAACUGACCAUCUGAACACCUCCAUGUUGCUCCGCCCCUGUGUGAACGUCACCUGUCAGCCUCUGAUCAGAUCGUGUCCAUACACCACAGCUCAGCUGACGAUCAUUGUCAUAGUAACCGCUUCCCUCAGCAUCGUCACCGUCCUCGGCAACACGCUAGUGAUCCUGUCCAUCAAGGUGAACCGUCGCUUGCGCACGGUCAACAACUACUUCCUGUUGAGCCUGGCGGUGGCCGACCUGAUCGUGGGCCUGAUGUCCAUGAACCUGUACACGCUGUACUUGCUGCGGGGACACUGGCCCCUGGGGGCCGCCAUGUGCGACCUGUGGCUGGUGGUAGACCACGUAGUGAGCAACGCAUCUGUCAUGAACCUGCUCAUUAUCAGUCUUGACCGCUACCUGUGCAUGACACACCCCCUCAGCUACCCGGUGAGACGGACAGGCAAGAUGGCAGGCAUGAUGAUCGGCGUCGCUUGGCUACUGUCCCUUGUGCUCUGGGCCCCCGCCAUCCUGUGCUGGCAAAAGUCUGGGGGGCACCGUGUGGUCCCUGACGGACUGUGUUACACCCAGCUCCUUGCCAGCCCCGCAGUCACCUUGGCGAUAACACUUCCUUCAUUCUACCUGCCAGCGUUCAUCAUGAUCGGUCUGUACAGCCGCCUGUCUGUGGCCAGCCAGAGCCGACUGAGCGCACUCAGAUCAGAGCGAGGCCCGCUCAGGAGGGCCAGUCCAUCCUUUAAAGACUUCCUCCUGAAACGACGCAGCCUGGUGACCAGUGACCCCAACUCUGAAGUGUCUCUGAACCAAUCAGAGUCCAGCACACCGAAGCACAGGAAGAACCAGAGAGCGUCCAGGAGUCCAACUGAUCAGUCAGAGCCCGAUGUGUCUCCACUUUCUCCGCCGUGUCACAGACACAAGAACGACUCGUCAUCAAUCAUGGACCUCCACAGGUCGGCCUCGGUGGCAUUCUCCGCCUGUCCCAGCUUCAGGUCUCAGGAGCGGCGGAGGCGGCGAGUCAUGGCGAGGGAGAGGAGGGUCACCAAGACCAUUCUGGCCAUCCUGCUAGCCUUCAUCCUUACCUGGACACCAAACAAUGUCAUGGCGAUCAUCGCCGCCUUCUGUCACUUCUGCAUCCCAGAGUUCCUGUGGACAACCGGGUACUGGCUCUGCUAUGUCAACAGCGCCAUCAACCCCGCCUGCUACGCCCUGUGCAACGUCACCUUCAGGAAAACCUUCUGCAGCCUCCUGUGCUGCCGCAGCAGGAAGCUGCACUGAUCACAUGACCCUCAGAGCGUGCAAGGAGGAUGGAUCAGACCGGCUCAGACGAGGGAGCAUGAUUCUCUGUCUUUGUGGAUUCCAAUGAUCACCUGACACCAGACGUCUUACCUCUAACACAUUUAUUUGAAACAUUGUAAUGACUUAACAUUCAAGCUAUGUUUGAACCAGACUGUAUGAAACAUGGACGUAGUCUCUGUGAUGCCACCCUUUGGUUUCUGAGACGAUAUAAAACCCAUCGAUGGUGGUCGCCCUAUUUGAAACUGACUUUCUGUCUUUUAACAGAUUGAUCUUAAUUCUACAGGGAAAUUAGGUAAAGAGGAGGAAUUGAGACGGACCUAGAACCUCCUGGAAAACGGCUAUAACACACAAACUUAGCCACGCACCCAAUUAUGCAAAUGUGUAAUCACCUGUUUAAUAAGGCUUAAAGGUGAGUUUUAUAAACAUUCAGCCCAUACAGUCGUCAUGAAGAGAGAAAUGAGCUCUAAAGACCAAAACCGUUUUUGUACCUGGCUGUGAAGUUGGACAUUUUAACAUGUGGCUCUAUGGGGACUCCACUUUCUACAAUUGUAGGAUUGUAGAAUUGUAGAAUUGUAGAAUGGGGACUGACUCACUGCAGGAGACAGACUCUAGUGGACUCUGGAGGAACUG
Messenger RNA from Labrus bergylta (ballan wrasse), 2279 nucleotides. It is a transcript of the gene chrm4b, whose product is annotated as cholinergic receptor, muscarinic 4b. Lineage: Eukaryota; Metazoa; Chordata; Actinopteri; Labriformes; Labridae. Gene Ontology annotation, molecular function: G protein-coupled acetylcholine receptor activity; G protein-coupled serotonin receptor activity. Gene Ontology annotation, cellular component: plasma membrane; synapse; dendrite. Gene Ontology annotation, biological process: chemical synaptic transmission; G protein-coupled receptor signaling pathway, coupled to cyclic nucleotide second messenger; adenylate cyclase-inhibiting G protein-coupled acetylcholine receptor signaling pathway. The record is from RefSeq and is a predicted model, not a curated record.